Moneuplotes crassus is the source of this 350-nucleotide messenger RNA. The record is from the annotation of a GenBank genome assembly. NCBI's taxonomy places the organism in Eukaryota, Ciliophora, Spirotrichea, Euplotida, Euplotidae.
AAUAUAUUUUAAUGGAACCUGUUGAUCCUAAAAUUGAAGAAGAGCACCAAAAUGAACAACAAAAAGAGAUAGAGGAAGAACAACCAGAAGGAGCGAAGGAAGAUGAGAAAGAUUCCGAAGAGGUAAAUGAUGAGAAGAAUAAUAAAGAUAAAUAACAACUUCCUAUCGGACUAUGAUGACAAUGAAAACAUGUGGGAAGAGAUUCUCGAUUUCAACGACUACGAUAAGCAUAUUCCGUUAUCGAAGCCCAUGAACAAGUAUAGCAUUGUGGUACAGGACAAGUCUAUUAAAAUUAAGAAGACUGAGCAUUCUUAGGCAGUCGGUUCACACAUUUUCAAAAAAGCAUCAAC